Molecule: messenger RNA, 1338 nt
Organism: Aspergillus pseudonomiae
Lineage: Eukaryota; Fungi; Ascomycota; Eurotiomycetes; Eurotiales; Aspergillaceae
Exons: 5
Coding region: 1-1338 (445 amino acids)
Biological process (GO): L-tyrosine catabolic process; homogentisate catabolic process; L-phenylalanine catabolic process
Molecular function (GO): fumarylacetoacetase activity
Source: RefSeq, a predicted model, not a curated record
AUGACUGUAACAUCAGGCUUCGUUUCUCACCCAUUCCCCAUACCACACGGUUCUCCCUUCCCAGUAUCAAAUAUACCUUUCGGCAUUUUCAGCACUUCAGAGGACCCCACGCCACGCCCAGGAGCAGCGAUUGGUGACUAUGUGAUCGAUUUAUUCCGAGUCGCAAACCGUGGUGCUCUGGCCGUUGAGCAAGCCAAUGGAGUAGAAAAUAUCUUCCGCGAGCCGACGCUCAACCGCUUCGCAGCGCUUCCUCGUCCUGUCCGGUCCAAGAUACGGAAGGACAUCCAGGGGCUGAUUGAAAAUGCGGAUUCACCAUUAUACAACCAAAUAGAACAGCCCAAGCUACUAAUUCCAAGAGCAGGAGUAUCAAUGCACCUCCCAUUCUCCAUGGGCGGUUUCACAGACUACACCUGCUCUCUAGAGCACGUCGUGAAUGUUGGUCGCGUAGCAGGCUUCGGCGAUGUACCCCCCAGCUUCCGCAAGCAACCGUUAGCAUACAACGGCCGCGCCUCAUCGGUCGUCGCCAGUGGCACGCCGAUCCAGCGACCAUACGGCGUCGGCUCUGACGGACUUUACCCCUGCCAGAAACUGGACUAUGAGGUCGAACUUGGCAUGUUCGUCUCUACGAAGAUACCUAUUGGUGAACUCAUUCCGGCGUCCCGCGCCCGAGACUAUAUAUUCGGCUUCGUUCUGCUGAAUGACUGGAGCGCAAGAGAUGUGCAGUUCGCAGAGAUGAUCCCCCUGGGACCGUUCAACGGUAAGAGCUGUGGAACCAGCAUCUCUACCUGGGUCGUGACGAUGGAUGCGCUUGAAGAAGCGGGCGCCAUCGGUCCCGCCAAAGCGGAUGUUGCUACCGAGGGGAAGUUCACGGCGAAUCCUUUCUUACAAUGUGCGGAAGAUGUCUCGAUAGAUGUCUCUACGUUUAUCUCUAGAGGGGAUAGCCAUCGGACUCCCAUCAGCAGAAGUAACUUGAAGCAUACAUACUGGUCACCAUUCCAGAUGCUUGCGCAUCAUACCUCGGCGGGCUGUGGUCUUGCCCCUGGGGAUCUGAUUGGAACAGGGACACUGUCCUCCUCUGCCAAGCAGGCAAGCGAGGAUCUGGAGCAAGCGUCUACGGGUCUAGGUCGGCUUGGGUGCAUUCAUGAAUUGACGGCUGGAGGGAAGACACCGGUUCAACUUGCAAAUAACGUGUCACUGGGCUGGCUGGAGGACAACGAUGAGAUUACGAUAGAGGGAUGGGUAGGCGAGGGAAAUUCUCGCAUCGGCUUUGGUCAGGUCACCGGUAGAAUUGCUCCUGUUGCGCAGGCACCGGGAAUGGUUACAGCUGCUUCUACCUGA